Salarias fasciatus (jewelled blenny) is the source of this 1245-nucleotide messenger RNA. It is a transcript of the gene dync2li1, whose product is annotated as dynein, cytoplasmic 2, light intermediate chain 1. Gene Ontology annotation, molecular function: dynein heavy chain binding. The record is from RefSeq and is a predicted model, not a curated record. The transcript has 13 exons. NCBI's taxonomy places the organism in Eukaryota, Metazoa, Chordata, Actinopteri, Blenniiformes, Blenniidae. Gene Ontology annotation, cellular component: cytoplasmic dynein complex; ciliary basal body; axoneme. Bases 1 to 1164 code for a protein of 387 amino acids. Gene Ontology annotation, biological process: intraciliary retrograde transport; intraciliary transport involved in cilium assembly.
AUGCGCCGUUACUCCGGCAACGCUUGCUACUCCCUAUUAGCUAUUUUAGCAUAUCGGCUCGAGAGGAAGAGUUCUGAUGCCCAAAAUCAGGUAAUCCCGGACACGUUAUGGGAGCAGGCCGCGGCGGAGGUCCAGAGCCGGGAGAGAGGAGACGGAGAGCGGGACGGAGGAGAGGCGCUCAGCGAGAGGAGCGUGUUUCUGAUGGGGAGCAAAGCUGGGGGCAAAACGUCCAUUCUCCUCAGAUGUCUGGACAGGGAUGAGCCUUCCAAGCCAACUCUGGCACUGGAGUACACAUUUGGCAGACGAGCCCGGGGACACAAUACACCUAAAGACAUUGCUCACCUAUGGGAGCUGGGAGGCGGGACUUCUCUCUCUGACCUGGUCCAGAUUCCCAUCACCCCUGUCAGCAUCAGGUCUUUCUCGGUUAUCCUCAUUUUGGAUCUGUCUAAACCCAACGCUCUGUGGGCCACCAUGGAGAAGCUGCUGCAGGCAGCACAAACGCAGCUACAGAAAAUCUCUUCCCAGAUGCAGCAGGCGGAGAAAUCCAAACCUGGAGCCAAACACGGGACGUCUGUUCGGUCAGCAACACGUGUUUUACCCAAAGACUAUCCUGACCGGGAGCUGAUCAGUGCCUUUCCCGUUCCUCUGCUGAUCAUCGGCAGCAAGUACGACAUCUUUCAGGAAUUUGACUCUGACAAGAAGAAGGUGGUCAGUAAAACACUGCGCUUCAUUGCCCACUACUACGCAGCGUCUCUUAUUUUCACGAGCAUUAAAUCAGAGAGCCUGAUGUCAAAGACCAAGAGUUUCUUCUCACACCUGGCUUUUGGUCUGGAAAAAGGGAAAAGUGUGUCCACUGACUCCUCCAAGCCUCUCAUCAUCCCAGCAGGAGCAGACUCCUUCAGCCAAAUAGGCUCCCCUCCCACUACUGACGUGGACAUAACAUCUCUCCAUGCUAAGAACCCCAAGGACCUGUGGAAGAAAGUUUACGAGCGUGUUUUCCCUCAACAGAGCACCGGCGAGCAGAGGGAGCUGAAGGAUCCAGCGAAGGACCCGCAGUACAGUGAGCCGCAGAUUGAUGCCAUGAGGGUCCAGAAGGACCAGGAGCUGGAGCAGUACAAGAGGAACGCAAAUAAGUCAUGGAAAGGGCUGGAUUUGGAAACAUGACAUCUUUAUUACACAGCCAGAACAUGUACAGUGCAUAUUUAGUAUUUAUUAACCUGUGUUACACUUCUUGGUAUUAAUUUG